Messenger RNA from Vigna unguiculata (cowpea), 1208 nucleotides. RefSeq lists its product as uncharacterized. The record is from RefSeq and is a predicted model, not a curated record. Lineage: Eukaryota; Viridiplantae; Streptophyta; Magnoliopsida; Fabales; Fabaceae.
ACUCCAUUGACUUCGAUCCAAGCAAAUCAAAACCAGUCACUGAGAAAACCAAAACUCAUCAAAGCCUGGCCAAAAUUUGACAUGCACAAAAAGUCUACAUAAACUCUGGUGAGGACUUCAAAUUUUCCAUGCUUCUUGUUCUAAAUUUUUUCAUGACGAGUUUCCAUUCUCGAAAACUACUUGUUCCGUUCCAUGGUUCAAUCGAUGUUGCUGCCAUGAACAGAAGAAUCAGAAGCAGUUACAGUCCAAUAGCUUCUCCUCUGCCCUCAGUAGUUCCACGUUCGUUUACAUGGUUUCCACCACCCCUCCUCGAUGGAGAACACGACCACCUUAACCUUGCAUCCAUCAUUAUAAUUGGCCUAGGUAGCAUAGCUUGUGUAAUAAUGUUUCUCAUCACCUUGUCCAAGAUCCUAAAGUUCUAUUACUUAAAUGGAUACAACGUUAGCAGAAGAAACCCUCCAAUUUUAUUUGACAUUCGAGGAGAUUCUCCCUUUUCUGACGACGAGGAACAGGAACAUGUUAUCAGACAGCACUCCCUGUGGUUCAGCCCCACACAGGGUCUUCAACAAUCAACCAUAGACUCCAUCACAGUUUACAGAUACAGAAAAAACGAAGUUUUGGUUAAAGAAAGUGAGUGUCUUGUUUGCCUCGGUGAGUUUCAACAAGAAGAAAAUCUGAGACUGUUGCCAAAGUGUAGCCAUGCUUUCCAUGUCUCUUGCAUUGAUACUUGGUUGAGGUCACAUAAAACUUGUCCCUUGUGCCGCAUCCCUAUUGUUCGUGACGGUGGAAGUGACUCUGAUUCCAGUGUUUCUGAUAUGAUCGAGGACGUGGAAGAAUGCCAUAGUGGUGUUGGUGGUGAAGAUUCUGGUGAAGAGGGAAUUGAAAUUUUGUCUGAAUUUGGUGAUUCUUCAGUUCCAAUUUAGUUCUGAUGUUGUUGGUACACAGGCACAAGAAUUUGAUGAUGAAAAUGAAGCCACAAUGAAGAGGUGUUUCUCGGUGGAUUCAUCUGCAGAACAUGAGCAUGAAUUGCAGAGGCAUUUCUCAUUCACACAACACAAAAUUCAAUGUUUCAGACGUAGCACGAGUUUUGCCAUUGAUGAUAGAUUCAAAAAAUAAAAAGGUGUUCUUGAGAAUUUAUUCAAGCUUUUAGAUUUCAAGGUAAAGUUAAAUUCUAUAGUAGUUUUUCCAUAUUUCAUUUACAAAAUGCA